AGAAAAAUACUAUUUGUGUAAACCAAUGAGAAUGCUCCAAUUCCAUGCAGAUUUAGGAAAGUUUGGCAGGUGGAUGGAUAUCUCCAUCUCCAUCUCCAUCUCCAUUUCCAUUCAUAAUAAGAGUGGAGAUUUAGAUUCACACUCACACAGCUUACAUUCUCAGUUUCACACACACUUUCGCCGAUCGCCAGCUCUGAACUCGUCACCGUCUCUUCUCUGAACUCGUCUCCGUCUCCGUCUCGAGACACAAGUCAUGGCUACAUUACUACUGCCACUUACUAUCCUAUCUUUGGUUGCGGCAGGAAUCGUAGCAGGCCACAACGUCACCAUCUCUCUAUUGGACUCCGCUAUUGCCAAAGGAGCUGUCUGUCUAGACGGCAUCCCUCCGGCCUAUGCUUAUAGCCCAGGGUUCGGAGACAGAUACGACAACUGGCACGUAUUCCUAGAGGGUGGUGGGUGGUGCCAGAAUGUAGAUGCCUGCCUCGAUAGAGCCAGAAGUUCCAAUGGAAGUAGUGCUAAGCUUAUGUCGACGCAGAAUGGUAUCGUAUCCUUUGGAGGGAUGCUCGACGCCAAUUCCACCUUUAAUCCUGAUUUCUACAAUUGGCACGUGGUCAAAAUCUUCUACUGUGACGGCUCAUCUUUCAUGUCCGAUGUUGAGGAUGUAGACCCGAAAUACAACCUGACUUACAGAGGUGCGAGAAUAUAUGAUGCCAUGAUGGAUGAGCUUCUACGAAUCGGAAUGGGAAAUGCUAAAAAUGCUUUAUUGUCAGGCACUUCUGCAGGUGGAUUAGCCACUACUUUACAUUGUGAUAAGUUCCAAUCGUUGUUUCACAACACAACUAGGGUGAAGUGCGUGUCUGAUUCAGGCUUUUUUGUUCAUGGAGAGCAUUUUAUGGGAGCUGAUUGGAGAGAAGCUUUCUUCUUUAGUGUGAUAUCAACACAUGGUUUGGCAAAUAUGUUACCCACAUCACGCACAUCCAAAUUUAGCUCAACUCUGUGUUUAUUUCCUGAAAAUUUGGUCCCAGAUAUCCAAACCCCAUUAUUUUUAAUCGAAUCAGCAUUUGACUCAUAUCAGAUAUCACAAAAUGUGUUCUCUCCGAGUGAUACUAGCCCGAGAUGGAUCAGUUGCAUCCGUAACUUGAUGUUUUGCAAUUGGACUGACAUAAAAAUCAUGAAAGAUUUUAGGUACACAUUCAUAAAUACGCUGAAAAGUACAAUUGAGAAUAGCUCAUCAAGAAGAGGCUAUUUUGUACAUAGUUGCUACCAACAUGGCCAUAUGGAAUACAAACGCGAUUCGACAUGCUCAUCGUUGGUUGGAAACGGACUUGCUAACAAAACGAUAGCACAAGCUGUGGGAGAUUGGUUUUUCGACCGGAGCGAGUUCCAGGAGAUGGACAUGCCCAAUGACUUGCCACGGAACUGCACUAGCUUCGACGACCAACCUACUUUGGAGAAAAAGUGUAGGGAUUAUAUUCAUCAUUAGAUGCCAUGAAUUGAUAGUUUGUGAAUUUGAAUUUCUAUUUUCAAUUAUGAAUGAAGGGUUAAAGUUUUCAGUUAAA
This is a messenger RNA of Salvia splendens (bonfire salvia), 1559 nucleotides long. RefSeq names its product pectin acetylesterase 11. Gene Ontology annotation, cellular component: plant-type cell wall. The transcript has 13 exons. Gene Ontology annotation, molecular function: pectin acetylesterase activity. The record is from RefSeq and is a predicted model, not a curated record. The coding region runs from base 254 to 1483 and encodes 409 amino acids. Lineage: Eukaryota; Viridiplantae; Streptophyta; Magnoliopsida; Lamiales; Lamiaceae. Gene Ontology annotation, biological process: cell wall organization.